AUGGACGAAAACGCAGAUGAAUCUGAUGAAAAUCCAGAAAUAGAUAGUGAAGUGGACGAUUGGAAUUGGCUACAACAAAAUCGAAGAAAUAAAAGGGCAAAUAAAACACCUCGAACUGAUUACUUUGUGCAAGGGCGAACAAUAACAUCAUCUUCGCAUGGUUAUAGCAGAAUGGAGAAAAACAUAACACGCCACCCUUCUCCACAACAUACAGAAAGAAUGAAAAAGCAAAAUGUCAAUCAUGAAAUGUCAAACUUCAAAAAUGAUCAAAAAAAUUCUUGUGAUGAUAUACAAAAUUUAAAUGUUAGUAACUACAAUAGAAACUCCAAUAAAAAUUAUGAAAAAGAAAAAGAUAUUCAAAUAAUUGAAAAAGAAUAUGAGCAAUUACAUGUAUCACAGCAUGCUCUGAAAUUUGCUGUUGAAAAUAAACUUCCCCCAAUUAAAAUACAAUGUGAACCUCAAUUAAAAACUCAGGAGGAAGGCUCAGAGAUCAUCAAACAAUUUCUAAAAUAUAUUGAAACUAAUUUCAGGAAACUUAAUCCACGGUACAAUCAACCUCUGGAAUUUGAUCAUUAUAUGGUGGUUGACAGUGGCGAAUUGAUCUGUUUCACGAACUAUAUAGAAUUAUUUAUUUAUAUGUGUGAUAUUAAUAACUAUCCUAAUCAACUGAAUAAUAUCAAAAUUAAACCUAUAUUACCGACAAGAUUACCUGCACGAAAUGCAGUUAUAUUAAAAUUUAUUGAUAAUAAAAUUAAGUUAGAUGAAGUUCAGAUGUACGUGAAAGAAAAAUUUAAAAGUGUUUACGGAAUUGAAGAAAUGCUGGGAACAAUAACAUAUAGAUCGCAUCAUAUUCGAAUUGAUUUAUUAUCAAAAGAAGAGUAUAUAAAUAUUUUAAAUAGCGGGAAGUUUGUAAUUGGAGGUCAUUUGUAUGAAGUUGACGAAUAUGUGCCAUCGCCGAAAAUUCUAAUUUGUAAUAAAUUUAAUACACCAGGACAUGUGAAGAAAAAUUGUAAAUCAACAAUAGAAGUAUGUAGACGUUGUGGUAAUAAUAGAAAAAACAAGGAUGAUCAUAAAGUAUGUUGUAUCAAAUGCCAUCAUUGUGGUGGUGAUCAUGAAGCCACAAAUUUUAAAUGUAUAUUGAUUUUCAAAUUCAGACAACAGCUACUACAACAAUUGAAGAACAACACCCAUCUUCUUCCUCCACAUGUUCAAUUUUAUAUACCGCAGCAGUUCCGUGAUCAAAAAGAUAGUGAGCAUCAAGUGAAGUUGAUGGCUCAAAGCUGGCAAUUGCUUAAUUUUCAAAGUAAAACACAAACUGAUGCAAUAGCGGACAUCUAUAUGACAUUAUCUGAUGGGAUACCAUCAAUUAUGGAUUCUAUGCAAAAUUUUAACCACAUAUUAAAAGAUAUCAAUAAAAAUAUUACUAAUGAUAAUGAACGUCAACAACGAGAUUUUGUAAUUACAAGAAUCGAUGAAAGUAUCAAUACGGUCAAUAAUCGGUUACAACUAAUGACUGAUCACCACAAAAACUUAAUGAUAAUCAUCAACAAACAAAAUGAAUUACUGGUGAGAGGUAUGAAUUCAAUAGAUCAAUUAUCUAAUGGACAGUAA
Rotaria socialis is the source of this 1611-nucleotide messenger RNA. The record is from the annotation of a GenBank genome assembly. Lineage: Eukaryota; Metazoa; Rotifera; Eurotatoria; Philodinida; Philodinidae.